Molecule: messenger RNA, 2866 nt
Organism: Ylistrum balloti
Lineage: Eukaryota; Metazoa; Mollusca; Bivalvia; Pectinida; Pectinidae
Product: protein melted-like
Exons: 16
Coding region: 51-2465 (804 amino acids)
Biological process (GO): regulation of signal transduction
Cellular component (GO): plasma membrane
Molecular function (GO): phosphatidylinositol-5-phosphate binding
Source: RefSeq, a predicted model, not a curated record
CUAUCUGACAGGUUAUUUGUAAAAUGGAAUGUGGUUAAGUGUUUGGAAAAAUGCAUGAAUUGUUUGCCCAAGUGUUGAACAAGAAGGAUUUAUCAAAGGCAGGCGACCUUUUCUCUCUAGAGGACCGUGACAUCAAGGGUGACCUUAUAAGUGUCCUUCAGAAAAUCGGGGAGAUUAUCGACAAUAAAGACUAUGCUUCUAACGACAAUGACCAAAGUGUGGUGGAAAUAUGUGUUACCAGGGUGACAACAGCCAUCAGGGAAACUGAGAGUAUUGAGGAGCAUGCCAUUGCCCUAGUACGCCUGUUGGAGCUAUGUCAGAAACACAACCUGAAUCCAUCAUCCCAGGAGAAGGAUCCACCCCAUGCCAAGAUUGCCUCCGACAUCAUGAGCUGUCUCUUCAUGCACUAUGGCAAAGGGAAAGUAAUGAUCCUAGCAAUACCAGUGGUUGUCAACUUUUUAUGCUGUAAUAAUAAGGAACUGGGCCGCAAUGUGUCAAGUUACUUAUCCCUGGCUGCACUGGACAACGCUGACCUCCUGGCCAGACACAUGGACCUCAUCCUCAACAGUGUACUCAGAGGUAACUACAUCCUGAGUACUGUGCUCCCCCAGAUAUUCACACAAUGUCGACAGGCGGUCAUUGAUAAGACUGACCGUUUAGUUAAAAUUGUGGACAAGUGUGAGCCAUCCGAGAGACUCAGUCUGUUUCAAGUAUUUGGAAUGAUUGCCAAGACUGACACUAAAGUGCUUGAAAAGCAUGUACCAAAGUUUGUAGAGUACCUGUCCUCAACUCCAUUGUCCAGUAUGAUUUUGUGUCUGUUUGUUGACAUGGCAACAGCCAAUCCCUUUAUAUUUGUUGACCAUGUGCCCACUCUACAGAAGGCUGCUGAGCAACAACCAACAUUCCUUAUACAAGUUAUACAGAUAAUGGGUGCCCUAGCAACCCUUAACAAGGACUAUGCCAGGAAGAGUAUGGAGUACUUUGUGUCUCAGUUUGCUAGUGCAGACCAGACAGUACUUACUGUUAUUUUACAGGAAAUCAAGGCACUCAGCUUAAACAACCAUGAUCUCCUGGCUUUGAAUCUUGAGGAAAUCUCAAAGUUGUCUCAAAAUGGGUCCAGUGCAGUCAGAAUCCUUGUCCAGCAGCUGAAGGAAGAUAACAACAAAUACUCAUCACCUGCUCCUGCAGAAAACACCAAACAGACACGAUCAGUGUCAAGCCAGACAGAAGGGACAGUCACCAUCAUCACUGUUGGUAAUCCUCCUAAUGCUGCCUAUCCGAGUGGUGCAGUGGCCAUUCGUCACACAGCGCUGCCACCCAGCAACAUGUCCAGCCAGCAGAGUCUGACCAAGUCAUCACGAGCGAGUGCUUCCCAAGCACGACUAACAAUGGAUCGUCCGGUCAGUCCAUUGUCCAGCCAGUUCUCAGACCGCCUAUCAAUGACAAGUGCAAUGACAUAUGGCAGUACACAGACUGGUCCACCUCUACCGCCAGAGCCUCUGCGUGACGGGGUCCAGAACUUCUGUGAAAAACACAUGCCCAUCAUUCGGAAUUUCAUAGAGAGUAUCUCUGUGCGUAUUCCUCUGCCUUCUAAGUGUAGCAUUAUCAAUGGGCGCCACAAGCGGUAUAUAAGACUCAACUUCCUGUGUGGUGGUCAAGGUGACCAAUGUCUCUAUGGCAACACCUAUUUUUCUCUCAAUACCAAAGUACCAAAAACCUGGAUCCAUGUAAUGUUUCUGGCUGUACAGGCCCAGUCUACCUCAGCGCUGAAUCAGAAUGAUGCCAGUAUCCAGUCAUUACGGGGCUGUUGGGACAGUCUCUGGGGUGACCGGAGCAGUUUCCUCACCCUUGUCACCUCUUCAUUCCCCUCACCUAAGGACCAGGACAUCCUUUUACAAGAGCUUCAGAGUUCUCGGUUCUUUGAUGUAUUUGAGUUCAAUGCUGCUAAGAAGUAUUGGGCCUGUUUCAUGUGCAAUCACCCAGAGAAGAUGUUAGAUCUGCUGCAGAAUGGCAACCCUGUGAUAGCUGGACAACUCAAAGAGAAGAAAGGAAGAUGGAAGUUUUUAAAACGUUGGAAGACAAGAUACUUCACAUUAUCAGGGGCACAAAUCACCUACAACAAGAGUCAUUCUAGAAAAGAAACACUUCCAGUCAGUAAGAUUCAGAGUGUCAAAGCUGUUCGUAAGGGAGUGAGGGACAUUCCAAAAGCUUUUGAGAUCUUCACAGGUGAUCAGACCUACACAUUCAAAGCUAAAGGGCAACAAAAUAUUGAACAGUGGGUCCAGUGUCUGCACAUAGCUGUGGCUCGGGUCCAGACGACAGAUAAAGACAAAACAAUGAAGGAGAGUGAGGCAGGUGUUACAGAUAACAAUUCUAUGCCAGCAGCCCCAAACAAUGGUGAAGUUAGUCCCCAAAACAAUGUUGUUAUUGAGCGACCACGCUCUGUGAUGGAUACCAAGUUAUAGCAAUUACAGUAAAACCUAGAGAGGUUGUGAUUAAGUCAACACUCUUUAGAGGUUUUGGUUGAAUGAACACUCUGUAGAGACUCUAAUCGUGCAAACACUCUCUAGAGGCUUUGGUUGAGUGAUACCUAAGAAUGUUUCGGUUGAACACAAGCCUAACAAUGAACGGUUUUGUUGAGUAAUUCUGUAAGUAACAGGAUUGCCUUGGGAGGAUUUGGUUGAAUGACAUAGAUACCUUGGGAAGAUUUGGUUGGAUGACAUAGAUACAGAUGAAUGGUUUGGUUGAAAUGAAGUAGAUAGCUGAAAAGAGUUUAGUUGAAUUACCUAGAUACUUUUUAUUGGGUGUCUCAGAAGGAUUUGUUUGAAUGAACUAGAUGACAUAAGAGAGUUUGGUUGAAUGACCU